Ananas comosus (pineapple) is the source of this 951-nucleotide messenger RNA. RefSeq names its product chaperone protein dnaJ 20, chloroplastic-like. The transcript has 2 exons. The coding region runs from base 228 to 761 and encodes 177 amino acids. The record is from RefSeq and is a predicted model, not a curated record. Lineage: Eukaryota; Viridiplantae; Streptophyta; Magnoliopsida; Poales; Bromeliaceae. Gene Ontology annotation, cellular component: chloroplast.
GAGUGGUAUUUAAAGUGUACCCAAAAUUUUCUCCACCGUACACUCCUCCACCACGUCUAUAUAAACCCUGGUACCAAACCCAAUCGACCAUUCUCCUUCUAUUCCUCUGCGUACCCAAAAAGUACCCCAAAACCCUUCCCUCUUUUCCAUUACAUUACAUUCUCUCAACAGCUCCCCAAACCCCCGCCCCUUCUCUAAGAGAGAGAGAGAGAGAGAGAGAGAGAGAGAUGAGCGCACUGCGCCCCACAUUCCCCCUCGCCGCCCCGAUCGGCGGCGGCGACGGGUUCCGCCGCGGCCGCGCCGGCGCCGCCGCGGCGGCGUCGUCGGCGUCGGCGGCGGCGUCGUCGGCGUCGGCGUCGGCGGGGGUGGGGGUGAGCUUGUACGAGGUGUUGGGGGUGGCGGAGGGGGAGGGGAGGGCGGAGGAGAUAAAGAGGGCGUACCGGCGCAUGGCGCGGCGACUCCACCCGGACGCGGCGGCGUCGCCCCCCGGCCGCGCCACCGCCGAGCAGGCGCGCCGCUUCAUCGCCGUUCGCGAGGCCUACGACACCCUCUCCGACCCCCACCGCCGCGCCCUCUACGACCGCUCCCUCGCCUCCUCGCCCUCCGCCUCUCAUCAGGAAUUGGACGAACGAUCGCAUUGGAGGAAGCAUUGGCAAGAUCAGAUCGCGGAGUUAUGUUGGAGGAGCAUCGACAAGGAUUCAGAGGAUAACUUAUCUUGGGGAGCUCGAAUGCGACGGAAAUGGGGUGAAUCAUUGAACUGAAUAGGUAAAAUUUUUCAGAGUCAUGAAAAUAAUGGUUUUUUAGUCGAAAUAUUCGGUCAUCUAUUUGUUUUUGUAGAUUUGAUGGAGUUGUGUUCCAUCAUUGUUUUGUUGUAUAUAAAAGAUUAUUGAGUAACUCAGAAACUUUCAUAUAUCUCGAGGAAUCUUGGAAUGUACCAUCUCUUCUUUUUUA